Molecule: messenger RNA, 1222 nt
Organism: Dentiscutata heterogama
Lineage: Eukaryota; Fungi; Glomeromycota; Glomeromycetes; Diversisporales; Gigasporaceae
Source: the annotation of a GenBank genome assembly
UGUCCUAUAUGUCAAAAUACACUUUCGGUUGUAGCUUCCACUGAACCCCCACCACCGCAAACCUCUGCCCCUUCUAACUCCUCCGCAUCAACAACAAGUGGUGCUCCUUAUUAUCUUUCAUGUGGUGUUUGUCGUUGGGACUCUCAAGAAAUAGGGAUGACUUUUGAAAAGGCAACUGGAUUAGCUUAUGAAAGACCUGAUGUUAAAGAGUUUGAUCAUCUCAAAGAUCAUUUUGAAAAGCAUUUACGUCUCAGUGCUCCAUCUACUACACUUCCUUCUUCAUUGUUGUCGAUUCCAGGAAUAAGCAGUUUCAGUAAUCGAUAUGGUGGUGGUGGAUUUACUCAUCCACAACAAAAGUCUGAUGAUGUUGCAAAAUAUGAUGCUAUUGUAAAAGUUGAGAGUGAUGAUAGUUUAGUUCAUGAUUUAGUUCAAUUGAAAGAUGUCAACCAGAUUACCACAUUGACACAGAGAAUGAAUCAACUUAGUGACCAACCUUACAAAGUGGAGCGACUUCAACCUCAACGCAUACAUCUUCGCACAAAACGCGUGAAACGAUGUCGUUCAUGUCGUCAUAUUCUUAUCAAACCUGAGCAAAAAGCUCAAGCCACAAGAUUUAAGAUUAAACUUGUUGCCUUAAAUAGUAUUCCAAAGAUUACUAUAACAAGUUUACCAAAACUUAUUCUCAACCAAUGUACACGAAUCGUACUAAAAUUUUCUAAUCCUUUAUACGAAGAAAUCAUAGUUGAUUUGGCAUUGAAAGAUGAAACUACUGAAUAUGCCAAGAUUACAUUGCUUGCCCCACAUUUCAAUAUAACUCCUUACAAUGAAGUUUGGGAAUAUGAUGAACAAGAUUUUAUUACUUCAAAAGGUCGUCCACUUUCAAUUACAAAUGCUCCAAAGGUUGAUCCUGGUAUUUAUGAAAGGCGUGGCAAUUAUACAAGCGUUUUGGUUGAAAUAACACCAUUGGCUGAAGUCGAUGAACUUAAAUUCCCUCUUUUGGUAACUUAUGCAAACAAAGUUAGCGAUAAUGAUAAUAAUGAGACUUCUGGGGAUGCACCAUCUGAUGCCGAUAAAGGUGAUUCUACAUCUACUCCAAAUACAAAAAGCUUAUUCUUUUGGACCGUUAUUGGAUUGGGGCCUGUGGUUAGUCAGGUUGUAGCUAAACCCCCAGCAUCUACUCGACCGUCUCUUACUAGUAAUAAUAGCAACGUUACACCCACUC